UUUUUUUAGGCUUGUAUCCAAACAUUAAAAUUUGACAUCCGCCACCAAAUGUCAAUGUCAACAAAGACUCAAAGAUGUAUUUUUAUUUUGUGUCGAACGAAAAAGUUUUUUGUGUAUACAAUACAUCGCUGCUUAAAACUUGUAACAUAGCUAAUAUUUAAGAUUAUAAAUAGCGAUCUAAAAAAAGUCCUUUGAAUAUAGUGUGUCGACCGUUUCGCAUCUUUUUUGUGUAUACCUACUUAAAACAGUUUUUUACUUAAAUUUAUUAAUUCGAGUAUUUAUGUACCUACCAACUUUAUUUCUCUCAUGGUCAACAAUUUUAUUACAAAAUUUCGCCGUGUGAUUGAGGUUACCGGAGGCCUAAUCCUUCCCCUACAACAAUCCGUUCCCUUUCCCAAAAUCUCCAAAUCCCUAAUCCCCAAAGGUCGACAACGCACUCGCAACUCCUCCGUCGUUGCGGGUGUCCUUAUGGGCGACGCUGAUUGCUUACCAUCAGUAAAAAGAGCCAAUAGACCAUCACAAACGGGGGCUCUCUAGGGGUGAUGUUCAGCUGGGUUCUUUGCGGGUGAAGGCAGGAAAAUGAAGACAGCUGUAACUGUCCUGCAGGAAAUGAUGGUGAAGAUGGGCCAGACGCCUGAAUAUGAAUGUAUAGCUCAGAGCGGGCCGCAGCACCAGGCCAUGUUCGACUACCGCUGCGUGGCGUGCGGCGUGGUGGUGACGGCGACGGCGCGCUCCAAGAAGGAGGCCAAGCAGGAGGUGGCGCGCCUCAUGCUGCAGCAACUGUCGCGCCGCGGGCACGCCGUGCCGCCGCCCUACGCCGCGCCCGCCGCGCCCGCCGCGCACGAUACGCCCGCGGGCGGGGCGAGCGGCUCCAGCGACGUACGAAGCUACGUGGCGCUGCUGAAGGAGCUAUGCGAGGAAUACAGACUGUCCGCCGUGACUUACGAGCUGGUCGGAGACACAGGCCCCCCGCACCUGCGGCACUUCACGGUGCGCGCGCGCAUCGGCCAGCACGAGCGCGUGGCCACCUCCACCACGAAGAAGACGGCGCGCCAGAUGGCGGCAGAAGAGCUAUACUCGUACUUACGGGAGAACCUGGCGCGCGUCACCCGGGACUUCAACGAGGAGGAUGCACUAAUGCGAGCGCACGAGAAAGCCAUGGAACGCUACAUGGAGUGCGAGGAGCACUCACGCCGCCCCGACCUCGGCCAGCGCAUCGCCGACUACCACCUCGCACUCGCCGCGAGCCUCGACGAGGAGUCGCGCGCGCAAGCGAUAGGCGCGCUGGAGGCGGCGCACGAGCUGUCCCCCUCGGCCGCGCUGGAGGCGGCGGCGGCGGCGCUGCGCCUGCGCCUGGACUGGCUGGAGCUGGCGCCGCUCUGCGUGGCGCAGCUGGCGGGCGCGGGCCCGGACCUGGCCUUCCCGGCCGCCACGCCGCAAGCCGCCGCGGCCGACGCGCUCGACUACCUGCGCCGCGCCCUGCUACUGAGCACGCCCGACUCUACUGACUCGGCUGACCUACCCAAUCAUCCUGGCAUCGAUGAAAUUAUGCGUCCUGCCUUUCCUGACCUGCUCGACGAUGAUAUGCUCAUGUAAUAAAGUAUUAUGUACAAACACGUUAAUUUAAGAACAAAG
Spodoptera exigua (beet armyworm) is the source of this 1635-nucleotide messenger RNA. NCBI's taxonomy places the organism in Eukaryota, Metazoa, Arthropoda, Insecta, Lepidoptera, Noctuidae. The record is from the annotation of a GenBank genome assembly.